CUUGCCCUGGGGGUCAUGAUAUGACAUGUGGUUGGUCAGGAUGGAUCAAUCUGGGAAAGCCCACACCAGGACCUGAUGGUGGAGAAGAUGAAUCCAUCCAGAAGAUAAUCUCUGCUGGUCAUCUUGUUUGCCCAGCCCCAGUAGAAGUCCGUUGCAGAGCUGUUCUUUACCCAGGUCUUUCCUUGUCACAGCUAGGACAAGAUGUGACUUGUAAUACAGAUGCGGGUCUCAUAUGUAUCAACAAACAACAAGGGCUUGAGCAAGAGUGUUUUGAUUAUGAGAUUCAAUUGAAAUGCUGUGGGUGUCCAACAUCUCCUCCUCAUUCUACUACAGUUCCCGCUACAACGUCUUCUACUAGCAAGACACCUACACCUUCUACCACAACUGAAACAACUACAACUCACCCACCUACACCUACAACUACACCUUCUACCACAACUGAAGCAACUACAACUCAUCCACCUACAACUACAGCUUGCCCUGGGGGUCAUGAUAUGACAUGUGGUUGGUCAGGAUGGAUCAAUCUGGGAAAGCCCACACCAGGACCUGAUGGUGGAGAAGAUGAAUCCAUCCAGAAGAUAAUCUCUGCUGGUCAUCUUGUUUGCCCAGCCCCAGUAGAAGUCCGUUGCAGAGCUGUUCUUUACCCAGGUCUUUCCUUGUCACAGCUAGGACAAGAUGUGACUUGUAAUACAGAUGCGGGUCUCAUAUGUAUCAACAAACAACAAGGGCUUGAGCAAGAGUGUUUUGAUUAUGAGAUUCAAUUGAAAUGCUGUGGGUGUCCAACAUCUCCUCCUCAUUCUACUACAGUUCCCGCUACAACGUCUUCUACUAGCAAGACACCUACACCUUCUACCACAACUGAAACAACUACAACUCACCCACCUACACCUACAAUCACACCUUCUACCACAACUGAAGCAACUACAACUCACCUACCUACAACUACAGCUUGCCCUGGGGGUCAUGAUAUGACAUGUGGUUGGUCAGGAUGGAUCAAUCUGGGAAAGCCCACACCAGGACCUGAUGGUGGAGAAGAUGAAUCCAUCCAGAAGAUAAUCUCUGCUGGUCAUCUUUUUUGCCCAGCCCCAGUAGAAGUCCGUUGUAGAGCUGUUCUUUACCCAGGUCUUUCCUUGUCACAGCUAGGACAAGAUGUGACUUGUAAUACAGAUGCAGGUCUCAUAUGUAUCAACAAACAACAAGGGCUUGAGCAAGAGUGUUUUGAUUAUGAGAUUCAAUUGAAAUGCUGUGGGUGUCCAACAUCUCCUCCUCAUUCUACUACAGUUCCAGCUACAACAUCUUCUACUAGCAAAACACCUACACCUUCUACCACAACUGAAACAACUACAACUCGCCCACCUACAACUACAGCUUGCCCUGGGGGUCAUGAUAUGACAUGUGGUUGGUCAGGAUGGAUCAAUCUGGGAAAGCCCACACCAGGACCUGAUGGUGGAGAAGAUGAAUCCAUCCAGAAGAUAAUCUCUGCUGGUCAUCUUGUUUGCCCAGCCCCAGUAGAAGUCCGUUGCAGAGCGGUUCUUUACCCAGGUCUUUCCUUGUCACAGCUAGGACAAGAUGUGACUUGCAAUACAGAUGCAGGUCUCAUAUGUAUCAACAAACAACAAGGGCUUGAGCAAGAGUGUUUUGAUUAUGAGAUUCAAUUGAAAUGCUGUGGGUGUCCAACAUCUCCUCCUCAUUCUACUACAGUUCCAGCUACAACUUCUUCUACUAGCAAACCACCUACACCUUCUACCACAACUAAAACAACUACAUCUCACCCAUCUACAACUACUACUACCAUUUCUACCACAACUGAAACAUCUACUACUCACCCAUCUACAACAACCACUACACCUUCUACCACACCUGAAACAACUACAACCCACCCAUCUACAACUAUUACUACCCCUUCUACCACAACUGAAACAACUACAACUCACCCAUCUACAACUACUACUACACCUUCUACCACAACUGAAAUAACUACAACUCAGCCAUCUACAACUACUACUACAACCACUACCCCUUCUACCACACCUGAAACAACUAUGACUCACCCAUCUACAAUUACUACUACACCUUCUACCACAACUGAAACAACUACAACUCACCCAUCUACAACUACUACUACACCUUCUACCACAACUGAAACAACUACAACUCACCCAUCUACAACUACUUCUACCUUUUCGACCACAACUGAAACAACUACAACUCACCCACCUACAACUACAGCUUGCCCUGGGGGUCAUGAUAUGACAUGUGGUUGGUCAGGAUGGAUCAAUCUGGGAAAGCCCACACCAGGACCUGAUGGUGGAGAAGAUGAAUCCAUCCAGAAGAUAAUCUCUGCUGGUCAUCUUGUUUGCCCAGCCCCAGUAGAAGUCCGUUGUAGAGCUGUUCUUUACCCAGGUCUUUCCUUGUCACAGCUAGGACAAGAUGUGACUUGUAAUACAGAUGCGGGUCUCAUAUGUAUCAACAAACAACAAGGGCUUGAGCAAGAGUGUUUUGAUUAUGAGAUUCAAUUGAAAUGCUGUGGGUGUCCAACAUCUCCUCCUCAUUCUACUACAGUUCCCGCUACAACGUCUUCUACUAGCAAGACACCUACACCUUCUACCACAACUGAAACAACUACAACUCACCCACCUACACCUACAAUCACACCUUCUACCACAACUGAAGCAACUACAACUCACCUACCUACAACUACAGCUUGCCCUGGGGGUCAUGAUAUGACAUGUGGUUGGUCAGGAUGGAUCAAUCUGGGAAAGCCCACACCAGGACCUGAUGGUGGAGAAGAUGAAUCCAUCCAGAAGAUAAUCUCUGCUGGUCAUCUUGUUUGCCCAGCCCCAGUAGAAGUCCGUUGCAGAGCGGUUCUUUACCCAGGUCUUUCCUUGUCACAGCUAGGACAAGAUGUGACUUGCAAUACAGAUGCAGGUCUCAUAUGUAUCAACAAACAACAAGGGCUUGAGCAAGAGUGUUUUGAUUAUGAGAUUCAAUUGAAAUGCUGUGGGUGUCCAACUAAAACAACUACAUCUCACCCAUCUACAACUACUACUACCAUUUCUACCACAACUGAAACAUCUACUACUCACCCAUCUACAACAACCACUACACCUUCUACCACACCUGAAACAACUACAACCCACCCAUCUACAACUAUUACUACCCCUUCUACCACAACUGAAACAACUACAACUCACCCAUCUACAACUACUACUACACCUUCUACCACAACUGAAAUAACUACAACUCAGCCAUCUACAACUACUACUACAACCACUACCCCUUCUACCACACCUGAAACAACUAUGACUCACCCAUCUACAAUUACUACUACACCUUCUACCACAACUGAAACAACUACAACUCACCCAUCUACAACUACUACUACACCUUCUACCACAACUGAAACAACUACAACUCACCCAUCUACAACUACUUCUACCUUUUCGACCACAACUGAAACAACUACAACUCACCCACCUACAACUACAGCUUGCCCUGGGGGUCAUGAUAUGACAUGUGGUUGGUCAGGAUGGAUCAAUCUGGGAAAGCCCACACCAGGACCUGAUGGUGGAGAAGAUGAAUCCAUCCAGAAGAUAAUCUCUGCUGGUCAUCUUUUUUGCCCAGCCCCAGUAGAAGUCCGUUGUAGAGCUGUUCUUUACCCAGGUCUUUCCUUGUCACAGCUAGGACAAGAUGUGACUUGUAAUACAGAUGCAGGUCUCAUAUGUAUCAACAAACAACAAGGGCUUGAGCAAGAGUGUUUUGAUUAUGAGAUUCAAUUGAAAUGCUGUGGGUGUCCAACAUCUCCUCCUCAUUCUACUACAGUUCCAGCUACAACAUCUUCUACUAGCAAAACGCCUACACCUUCUACCACAACUGAAACAACUACAACUCGCCCACCUACAACUACAGCUUGCCCUGGGGGUCAUGAUAUGACAUGUGGUUGGUCAGGAUGGAUCAAUCUGGGAAAGCCCACACCAGGACCUGAUGGUGGAGAAGAUGAAUCCAUCCAGAAGAUAAUCUCUGCUGGUCAUCUUGUUUGCCCAGCCCCAGUAGAAGUCCGUUGCAGAGCGGUUCUUUACCCAGGUCUUUCCUUGUCACAGCUAGGACAAGAUGUGACUUGCAAUACAGAUGCAGGUCUCAUAUGUAUCAACAAACAACAAGGGCUUGAGCAAGAGUGUUUUGAUUAUGAGAUUCAAUUGAAAUGCUGUGGGUGUCCAACAUCUCCUCCUCAUUCUACUACAGUUCCAGCUACAACUUCUUCUACUAGCAAACCACCUACACCUUCUACCACAACUAAAACAACUACAUCUCACCCAUCUACAACUACUACUACCAUUUCUACCACAACUGAAACAUCUACUACUCACCCAUCUACAACAACCACUACACCUUCUACCACACCUGAAACAACUACAACCCACCCAUCUACAACUAUUACUACCCCUUCUACCACAACUGAAACAACUACAACUCACCCAUCUACAACUACUACUACACCUUCUACCACAACUGAAAUAACUACAACUCAGCCAUCUACAACUACUACUACAACCACUACCCCUUCUACCACACCUGAAACAACUAUGACUCACCCACCUACAAUUACUACUACACCUUCUACCACAACUGAAACAACUACAACUCACCCAUCUACAACUACUACUACACCUUCUACCACAACUGAAACAACUACAACUCACCCAUCUACAACUACUUCUACCUUUUCGACCACAACUGAAACAACUACAACUCACCCACCUACAACUACAGCUUGCCCUGGGGGUCAUGAUAUGACAUGUGGUUGGUCAGGAUGGAUCAAUCUGGGAAAGCCCACACCAGGACCUGAUGGUGGAGAAGAUGAAUCCAUCCAGAAGAUAAUCUCUGCUGGUCAUCUUGUUUGCCCAGCCCCAGUAGAAGUCCGUUGCAGAGCUGUUCUUUACCCAGGUCUUUCCUUGUCACAGCUAGGACAAGAUGUGACUUGUAAUACAGAUGCGGGUCUCAUAUGUAUCAACAAACAACAAGGGCUUGAGCAAGAGUGUUUUGAUUAUGAGAUUCAAUUGAAAUGCUGUGGGUGUCCAACAUCUCCUCCUCAUUCUACUACAGUUCCCGCUACAACGUCUUCUACUAGCAAGACACCUACACCUUCUACCACAACUGAAACAACUACAACUCACCCACCUACACCUACAACUACACCUUCUACCACAACUGAAGCAACUACAACUCAUCCACCUACAACUACAGCUUGCCCUGGGGGUCAUGAUAUGACAUGUGGUUGGUCAGGAUGGAUCAAUCUGGGAAAGCCCACACCAGGACCUGAUGGUGGAGAAGAUGAAUCCAUCCAGAAGAUAAUCUCUGCUGGUCAUCUUGUUUGCCCAGCCCCAGUAGAAGUCCGUUGCAGAGCUGUUCUUUACCCAGGUCUUUCCUUGUCACAGCUAGGACAAGAUGUGACUUGUAAUACAGAUGCGGGUCUCAUAUGUAUCAACAAACAACAAGGGCUUGAGCAAGAGUGUUUUGAUUAUGAGAUUCAAUUGAAAUGCUGUGGGUGUCCAACAUCUCCUCCUCAUUCUACUACAGUUCCCGCUACAACGUCUUCUACUAGCAAGACACCUACACCUUCUACCACAACUGAAACAACUACAACUCACCCACCUACACCUACAAUCACACCUUCUACCACAACUGAAGCAACUACAACUCACCUACCUACAACUACAGCUUGCCCUGGGGGUCAUGAUAUGACAUGUGGUUGGUCAGGAUGGAUCAAUCUGGGAAAGCCCACACCAGGACCUGAUGGUGGAGAAGAUGAAUCCAUCCAGAAGAUAAUCUCUGCUGGUCAUCUUUUUGCCCAGCCCCAGUAG
Molecule: messenger RNA, 5861 nt
Organism: Micropterus salmoides (largemouth bass)
Lineage: Eukaryota; Metazoa; Chordata; Actinopteri; Centrarchiformes; Centrarchidae
Product: mucin-5AC-like
Exons: 2
Coding region: 21-5861 (1946 amino acids)
Biological process (GO): regulation of growth
Source: RefSeq, a predicted model, not a curated record